CCCACCCCUCCCUGCAGGACCCCCCAAGGCUGGGUAACAGAGUCUCCCCUACCCCAUCUUCUCCCCCUCGCCCCCUCUCUCCCUCCCCGGCCAUGGCGCUGAACAAUUUCCUCUUCGCCCAGUGCAGCUGUUACUUCCUGGCCUUCCUGUUCAGCUUCAUCGUGGUGGUGCCUCUGUCGGAGAACGGGACGGACUUCCACGGGCGCUGCCUGCUGUUCACCGAGGGCCUGUGGCUGAGUGCCAACCUGACGGUGGAGGAGAGACAGCGUUUCACGGUGCAGGAGUGGGGGUCGCCGUCGGCCUGCCGCUUCUGCCUCCUGGCUGGCCUCCUCUCCCUGCUGCUGGCCGCGCUGCAGGCCUGGAGGACGCUCUUCUUCCUCUGCAAAGGCCACGAGGACUCUUUCUUUUAUGCCUUCCUGAACCUUCUGGUCAGCGCCUUCGUUGUGUUUCUCAUCUUCAUCGCCAGCACCAUCGUGAGCGUCGGGUUCAACAUGUGGUGUGAGGCCAUCACUGAAAAGGGGACCUUCCCCCACAGCUGCGAAGAGCUCCAGGACAUAGACUUGGAACUGAACCUAGAAAACUCAGCCUUCUAUGACCAGUUUGCUAUUGCCCAGUUCGGGCUCUGGGCCUCCUGGCUGGCGUGGCUGGGCAUCACCGUCCUGGCCUUCCUCAAGGUGUACCACAACUACCGGCAGGGAGACCUGCUAGACUCGCUCAUCCACGAGAAGGAGCUGCUGCUGGGCAUGGCGUCUUCACGGUCCUCCCCACUGGAUCAGAGGAGUGGCAUGAUCUAGCCCCCCACCUCACCACCCCCAGCUUUGCCUGGCACCCUGCCCCACCCUCCCUGCCCUCCCCAGGAGCCCCCAGAUGGUGAUGAAGGAAUUUCUGGGUGGUGGGGGGGUGGAAUGGCUCCUUUCCUGGAUCCUGGCCAAGGUAGGGUGGGGAGAGGCAACCCACCAGUGGCCCCUGAUCUGCCUCUGGCCAUUCUGAGCACAAACCCCCUAAAGUCACCCCUCCACCAUUCCUGCUGGACCCGGCUAACCAACUCCACAGUCCUGCCCCGACGGGUCCAGCCUCUCUUCCCAGAUAGCUCAAGGGUCUGUGUGAAGCCACGGUCCCUCCUGGCCCACGGAUCUUGGGUUAGCGGUCAUCCAUACACCCCCCGCCACCUCCCUCUGGGAUCAGUUGGAAAUAGUGAACUCUCCCUAAAUCCCCCUUACUCAUCUAGAGUCUGCGGUCAAGCACCCAGGUCAGUGAGUGCAUUGUAUGGGAUAUCAGUCCAGCUCAGUGAGGGGGUCCAGCGGCCGGGGGAUCAUGGGGCUCCACAACAAUAGCGAGCAGUCGCUACCGUCCUCGAAAGCACGGCACUGUCUAGACUUGGAAUCUCUGCAGAGCUUAUGCCUGCGACCACUCAGGGGUUGCACUUGGGACCAAAGAUCCAGACUUGGGUGGUCUUGCCCCACCCUGGGAGAACCCUUGUAACCAUGGCAUUCCUGGCCUCUGUCCCCAGGGCCAGAACCUGAUGAGGAGUGACUGGGCCGGCCCAGCAGAUAACUCAAAGUGGAUUUCAUGCCCUGCUGUGGAAUGGGGCACCUUUUAAGGAGCCACUGUCUGGUCUAGGAGCAUGGGUGAGCAAGCCAGGGUGGAGAACGGGAGCCAGAGGGACACAGGGCAGCUGGACAGCGUGGCAGACAGGAAGGCCACCCCCCUCCCUUACUGGAUGGAGAGUCCUGGGGAUGGACCCCCCUAACUACAUUGACUUUCCAUCCCAUCUGGGAACUGCACCACUAAGUGGGGUGGUCUGCAGGAGUGGCCAGGGUGUAUUAACCCUGACAUUCCUUUGGGAAAACCCUAGUGGGUCUUCCUCUUGAAUAAGCUCCCAUGGCCCCCCGCAGGCUAUUGGGUUGCCCUGAUGGUGUCCAUAGUCCUGUUUCUGGGACAAAAUUGGAGGGGUGGGGAGCAGAUGGGCCUUUUUCUGGCACUGGGGUCACUGGGGGCUCUGCUCAACUGGCACCACCCAUCCACUAGUCGGCUAAGGGGGGGAGCCCGUCUGCCACACUCGGCCUCAGCCGCUCAGCUCUGUCACUCGGAGCCCAGCAGAGACUCAGGAGAAGUUCUCUGAGCUCCUGACAAUCCCUUAGACGGAAGUGCUGAGGGAAUUGGGAUAAUUCAGAGCCGGCUCAUUACCUUUGGUCCCUGGGAGCAGAGGGGCAUGGCUUAUCCUAGAAAACCAUGCCAUCUGGCCCAGCAGCCAGUCCAAUAAUCAAUCAGUAAGUCAUAUUUAUUGAGCACUUACUAUGUGUGAAGCGCUGUAUUAAGUGCUUAAAUACCAAUGGGCUAAUGCCAGAGGUGUGUCAGGAGCCAAAGGGUGUGGAAGCCUUAUCUGCAGCAGAAAGUAGCCACAGCAGCCUAAAGCCCAAGCUUGCUGGAAAGAGAGUCAGAUUAGUGCCUCUGACCUUUCCUGCCAGGUACAAGAUGCCUCACCCCCGAGAUGGGUGUGUGCAGGUUAAGGGAAAUAGGAGAAUAAGCAGUGAACUUGCGUGGUGAAGACCAUAUGACAGUGUAGACCAUCCCUUCCACCUUUCAUUUUGAGCCUGAGUUUCUAGUGCUCUAUAAAUACAGAGUGCUCCAGAGUGCCAGGCUGCCACUGCCCUGGAGGGGCUGACAGCCUAAAGCCAGUAGUCGUCCCCUGAUCCGCUCCCACGGCACUCCCACCCCCCACCACCUUCUGUCCACCGCCUGAGAGGGAGGUGGUCCGAAUGGUGUCCUGUUCAGCUUGGAGUCCUCUUCGUAGGUCUGAAGAGGAUCUGGAUAGGUCAUGCUCCUCCAGCCCACAGCUAGCGCCCAGCUCUCAGGAACCACUGUCCAGAGGGGCUAGGGGUCAGCUGACCGUUCCCAGAACCACCACUCCCCCAGGGCUGGUCCUUCUUGGGGUUCUGCAGCUCCCUGACACUCGCCUCACGCACCCGUUUGGGAAGCCCAGAGUCCCCCACUGGGAGGGGCCUCGGGGGGGGGGGGGUCUUUCUCAACCUGCACUCUGCCCUUCCCGUCCAGUCUCCCAUCUCCCGUCAGGUGGAUGGAAGACUAACCCUUCCGGACCAGACGGUAACCGAUUCUUUGCUUGAAGAUCUCCGGGGACCAAGAUGCCACAGCCUCCUUUGGUGGCCAUUCCCAGCGAGUCAUAGCCCUGACCAUCGGGACGUUCUUUCUCCGGUCCAACCGCAAUCCCUCCUUCUUUAAGCCCAGUCCAAUUUCUCCUGGAGGAUCCCCUGCGAACCCAGAGAAAAGAUAUGGGCAGCUUCCUCCCCUAAGAAAUCCCAAGCCGGUCCCUUCUCCGCCUUUCCCCUUCUCAGGCGGAUCCCAUUGUCCAGUCGGUCCCUGGCCAGUCUGCAGAGGGGAGCCAGCGGUCUCUCAGGCCACUACAGAGAGACCCGGGGCUCGGAUUGUAGGCGGUGCAUCCCUUGGCUUGGGGCUGGGGCCGAACCCAGUCUGUGACUCACAGAUGACAGUGACUGUGGGGGUGAGCAAGCCUCAGCGGAGCCCAACCCAAUUAUUUUGUAUCUACCCCAGUGCUUAGUACAGUGCCUGGCACAUAGUAAAUGCUUCAAAAAUAUCACUAUUAUUAUUAUCAUUAUUAUUAUUAUCAUUCUGCAGUAGAAAACUGGAGGAUCUACACAGGCAAAUCAUCCAAGCAAUGUGGGGCUCCCGAAAUAAACUCAGACCGAACCGUC
Molecule: messenger RNA, 3731 nt
Organism: Ornithorhynchus anatinus (platypus)
Lineage: Eukaryota; Metazoa; Chordata; Mammalia; Monotremata; Ornithorhynchidae
Gene: TMEM179
Product: transmembrane protein 179
Exons: 4
Coding region: 93-794 (233 amino acids)
Source: RefSeq, a predicted model, not a curated record